Penicillium subrubescens is the source of this 807-nucleotide messenger RNA. RefSeq names its product carbonic anhydrase family protein. The coding region runs from base 1 to 807 and encodes 268 amino acids. NCBI's taxonomy places the organism in Eukaryota, Fungi, Ascomycota, Eurotiomycetes, Eurotiales, Aspergillaceae. The transcript has 3 exons. Gene Ontology annotation, molecular function: carbonate dehydratase activity; zinc ion binding. The record is from RefSeq and is a predicted model, not a curated record.
AUGAAGGUCACCGCCGCCAUUCUUCCCCUCAUUGCCUCGGCCACCGCGUCGCGCCUUCACGGCACCUCGCUGCUGCCCCGUUCCGCUGAUGGUACCGUUGACGUCAACUCGUUCAACUAUACCAACACUGGUGGUCCUUUGACUUGGUACGGUCUCAGUAAGACAAACUCUGCCUGCUCUGAGGGCAAGCACCAGUCUCCCAUCGACAUUGUCACCGAGGACAUUGACUAUGCCGCUGCCAGCUCAAUUCGCUUCAAUGUCCCCAGCACCGACAAUGCCAAGUUUGAGAAUUUGGGGUCCGGCCUUGAGGUUGUCCUGACCAACGGUACCCUCGUCGCUGGCAACAGUUCUUACAAGCUUGCUCAAUUCCAUUUCCACACUCCUUCUGAGCACCGUAUCAAUGAGGAGUACUACCCUAUGGAGGUUCACUUCGUUUUCGAGAACUCUAACAAUGCCAUUGCUGUUGUUGGCUUUGUCUUCGAACUGUCCCAGUUUGGUUACUCUACCCCCCUCUUCGACUCCGUCUUCGCCCACAUUGACGACAUUGCCACCCCUGGCACCUACACUAAGACUAGCCAUCUCGACUUCACUGCCCUUACUGCUCACCUGAAGUCUCACGUACACGGGCUCCCUCACCACCCCCCUUGCUCGGAGGAUGUUGCCUGGUUCCUCAGCACUGAGCCCCUCCCUCUGAACGUUCAGAGCUACAACGCCGUCAAGCACGUUCUGAAGUUCAACGCCCGCUACACCCAAAACGCGCUCGGCCAGGACAAUCUCCUCGAGGUUGCCGCCAGUGAGCUCAACUAA